Molecule: messenger RNA, 1485 nt
Organism: Ectocarpus siliculosus
Lineage: Eukaryota; Phaeophyceae; Ectocarpales; Ectocarpaceae
Source: the annotation of a GenBank genome assembly
AUGGCUCAGCGAAGUGCAGAUGACGAAGUUGCCGACAGGAUGGCGAACAUCAACCUCGAAGGAUUGGCUGGCGGCGAAGCAAAGUCCUCCAUCGGUCCCGCGGGCUUGAUUCAUAAGGAUUCGGAUGCCAUCAAGCUCUUUGUUGGACAGAUCCCAAAGCAUAUGGAGGAGGAAGACUUGAGGCCGGUGUUUGAGGAGUUUGGGGAGAUCUUCGACUUAGCAGUGAUAAGGGACAAGAUUUCCGGUCUACACAGAGGUUGUGCUUUCCUGACUUACUGCGCACGGGUCUCGGCGGAUGCUGCGAUUGCGGCGCUGCAUGGUCAGCGGAGGUUAGACCGGGGUCAAAAUCCGCUGCAGGUGCGACCCGCGGAAGGCCAGGCUGAGCAAGAGAACAAACUUUUCGUGGGGAUGGCUCCCAAGUCAGCCAACGAGGACGAGAUUCGGGCCGUAUUCGCGCCGUACGGCACGCUCCGCGAGAUUCAUGUCAUUCGCAACCAGGACGGCACCAACAAGGGCUGUGCGUUUGUCAAGUACACCACUCGCCAGAGCGCUCUCGACGCUAUCGAAGCCCUCCACGAGCAAUACACGAUGCAGGGCGGGCCUCGCCCGCUGGUGGUCAAGUUUGCCGACAACAAGCGCGGAACGCAGGCCGCGGCGGGUCGUCUCGGCGGCCUAAUCGGCUCCCCCGGCCGCCACGGGAGCGGCCCCCACCCCGAGGCUGGCGGGUGGAUGGGUCACCCGGGAGCAGGCGGGCAAGGCGCAGGGUACCCGUACCCCAUGCCGGGGCCACCUAUGUCUCCUCACAUGAUGAGUGGCAUGCCAUACGGAAUGGCUUACGGGGGUGGGCAGGCUCCGGGCGCCCCGGCGCAAGGGAGCUACGUCUACUACCCCUACGGCGCGCCGGGGUACCCGCCUCAGCCGGGCGGACCCGGACAGUACCACUCUGGACCACCGAGUCCAUCACGGGGAGGUGGGGGCUACGGUGGUGGAGGGCACCCGCGGUCUCCAUCUGGGUCCGACCGCCACCGGGCGCGCGGUAUGCACGAAGGUGAGGCUGGCGGGGGCGGGGGCGGGGGUGGCACCCGGCCGGCCGAGGGCCCCCCGGGAGCGAACCUGUUCAUUUAUCACCUGCCCCAGGAUCUUUCGGACGCGGACUUGGCUACUGCAUUCGCACCCUUUGGGCAUGUGCUGAGCGCCAAGGUGUACAUCGACCGGGCUUCGGGGGAAAGCAAGGGCUUCGGUUUCGUGUCCUACAGCCUGCCAUCGCACGCAGAGGCCGCCAUCGCGCAGAUGAAUGGCUUCCAGAUCGGGUCUAAGAGGCUCAAAGUGCAGCACAAGCGCCGUGGGCAGUCGACCGAUGACCCAGACGAUCGCGACGAGGGAGGGGGGGGUGGAGGGUAUGGAGACCAAGGACAGGGCGACUAUUAUCCUCACCCGGACUACAUGGGACACCAGGAUGGCAGUCCGUUCUCCUGCAGGAGAUGA